AUCACAUCUUCACCGGCUUCACAUACCUCCCAUCUCCCCUCCCUCUUUAUUCACAAAAUCUCUCUCCAUAGAAAGCUAUAAAAUCAUCUGUUCAUAUAAAAGAUCGGUUUUUUCAAAUUUUCACCGCGAUUUGUCCAACCCCUUUUGUCAAAUCUCACCAAUUUUGUCUCAUAUCUUCGUUUUGAUUCAGCUAAAGCUUCAAAAGAUUGAAGAAACCCUAAUUGGAAUUUCGCAUUGUAAAGGAUCUAAGUAGCGAUUUGUGAUAAAUCGAGUAAUGGCGGAUCAAGUAAUGGAGGGUAGUCAACCAGUUGAUCUCACCAAGCAUCCAUCUGGAAUUGUUCCUACUCUUCAGAACAUUGUUUCUACAGUCAAUCUGGAUUGCAAACUAGAUCUUAAAGCUAUUGCACUACAAGCUCGUAAUGCUGAAUAUAACCCCAAGCGUUUUGCUGCUGUGAUCAUGAGGAUAAGAGAACCAAAAACAACAGCCCUAAUUUUUGCUUCUGGAAAGAUGGUUUGUACAGGAGCCAAGAGUGAACAACAAUCAAAACUUGCAGCAAGGAAGUAUGCUCGGAUUAUUCAAAAACUCGGGUUCCCGGCAAAAUUCAAGGACUUUAAGAUACAAAAUAUUGUGGGGUCAUGUGAUGUCAAAUUUCCAAUUAGACUUGAAGGUCUUGCAUACUCUCAUGGUGCCUUUUCAAGUUAUGAACCGGAAUUAUUCCCAGGAUUAAUUUACAGGAUGAAACAACCCAAAAUUGUUCUGCUUAUUUUUGUUUCUGGGAAAAUUGUUCUAACAGGAGCUAAGGUUAGAGAUGAGACUUAUACUGCAUUCGAGAAUAUAUAUCCAGUUUUAACUGAAUUCAGGAAGAAUCAGCAGUGAUUUAUAUGUGGGAUAUAUGGUUCGAUGGUAUGAAGUUAUGGGUGAGCUCAAGUUGACUUCUGGGAGUUUUGACCUUGACUUUGACUUUGACUUAUGAAAGAAAAUGUAUUGUAAAUAUAUGGUGGAAAUGAAAAAUGGGCGUAUUUGUCAGCUUAGUCUCAAUUUAUUGCUGUUAUUCUAAGUUGUAAUGAUUUUGAUUUCAAGUUUUUAUAUCCAAAACAGGGCUCUUAUAUAUU
Messenger RNA from Lactuca sativa (garden lettuce), 1113 nucleotides. RefSeq names its product TATA-box-binding protein. Gene Ontology annotation, molecular function: DNA binding. The record is from RefSeq and is a predicted model, not a curated record. Gene Ontology annotation, biological process: DNA-templated transcription initiation. NCBI's taxonomy places the organism in Eukaryota, Viridiplantae, Streptophyta, Magnoliopsida, Asterales, Asteraceae.